GUCAAAGGGUGGUCAGUGGUCACUGGUCCUGCAGCGCCGGCCGGCUGUCCCCUCUGCCGCCGGCGGCGCCGCUGGCAGCGGACGGGGUGCAGGGACCGGUGCGAUUUCACGGCCGGCGCGCCGCCCGGUACGGCCCCUGCUCGUCCCCCAGGGAGGGCCCCGACCUUGGCAGGCCGGCGCCGGCUCCGGUUGUGACAUCGCCACCCGACCCGGUGUCGGCGCGGGACGCCGUCGACGCAAGGUCAAGGUGCGCCCCUGACUGCCGGCGGCCCUCUUUGUCACGGUGUGUGUGUCCGUGCGACAGUCAGAGCAGUGUCACAAUCUGACCUUGUCUCCGUGACCGGACAUGGCGGUCACGGCGUCCCGACUGACCGACGCCCCUACCGUCCCCUCACAUCCUAACCGACUCAUCGGUCACGCUUUGACCAACACCUCAGCCGCCAAAGAACGGCAUGACGUGCUAGUUUGGCCUAUUCACCGUGCAACAGCGCAAAAUGUGCAGUGCGCACCAGCCACGAGCCUGCAUAAUGAGUUUCAAACAACCAACCAAACAAAAAGACCUAGGGGCGCUACCCCCGUGCCCGGUCAUCACCGGGUGACGCCAGUCGACCGUGACCUGUGUGACGUCACCGCUGGGUCAGCCGGAGGUCGGAGCCCGGUGUGAGUGUCCUGGUUACCGCCGGAAGGCUGCUGCUCGGUCAGAGGGAAGGCGUAUCGUCACGGUCGGGUCGCCGCCGCCGUCCCGGCGAGAAGGCUGCCAGGGGGCGCCGCCGGCGCGGGUCGGGCCGCCCGGCCGGCCGGUCGCGCCGCUAUGCCAGGCGGUGACGGCGGAGUUCAGCGCCAGUGUGCGCCGGACGGCCGACAGAGGUGGUUGGAGCGUCCAGCGCCGGACUUUGUGCGCGUGCCAACGUGCUGAUUGAGAGUUCACUCCGAACUGCGAUAGAGCACCCACGGAGAGGCGGCACGCCAGCGCCGACCGCCGAGAGGAGCCCAGGACACACACGCACGCAGACGAACGGACGAGCACCAUGGACGGAAGGGACAAGGCACGCGGCUCUCCCAGCAAGGCGUGGACCUCACGAGAGGGAACGCCUCUGCGCUCGCUGCCCGGUUUCACGGUGCCGGCGGUGGAGACGGCACCCUCGGGCCGGCCGUCGUUCUACCUGAGCCACCCGCAGCUGGAGAGCGCCCAGUCGUGGUUCGCCGCCGGACCGCGCUCGGCACGAGACUAUGACGCCGAGAGCGGCGGCGCCAGCUCGGGCAGCGAGGAUGCCGACUCCAUCUCGUCAUCCACCGGAGGACUGUUCACAACCAUCAGCGUGCCGACGCCCAAGCAGCCGAUGAAGAAGUCACUCAGUCCGACGCCGUCCUUCACGUACAUUGACGCCAAGGCGGCAAUGGCGGCGCGCAAGCAGACCGUCAGCUGCUGUGCCUCAAAGUCCGUGCUCAAGAUCACGCUAACGUUCUGCGUGUCCUUCCUCCUCGGCAUGAUUCUCACCGUCAUCUAUAUGGAAGUGUAUCUGUGGCGGAGGAGAUGAAGCGCUGGCGGCCCGCCUGCCGUCUAGCACGCCCACUCCGACGCGCCGGAGCCCGCGCGGACCCGGUCCGUGACACGGCCGCCGCCGCCGGCCGGCCACCCAAGCGCCACCGCAGCCAGCCGGGGCGCACCGACGGGCAUCGACACAGCCGACUCGACGACCACGCACGAGCUAUUUAUUGAGGGCGCUCGCGUGCGACAGAGGGACGCGCCACCCGCAGCCGGGCGAGGCGACCCGUGGAUGGCCACACACUGCGUGUCUAUAUAUUCAUCCCGUGAUCAGUGGUAAUGCGAACUGGGACGGACAGCGUGUGCAUCCCGGCGUAAGUGCGUCGAGAUGAGACUGUAUGUGUAAGUAACGACCUGAGCUUGCUCGCAUUUUCUCCGAGUGUAUGCGGUCGAUGUAAAUAAAUCGCUCAUAUCUA
This is a messenger RNA of Amphibalanus amphitrite, 1962 nucleotides long. RefSeq lists its product as uncharacterized. Bases 1029 to 1538 code for a protein of 169 amino acids. NCBI's taxonomy places the organism in Eukaryota, Metazoa, Arthropoda, Thecostraca, Balanomorpha, Balanidae. The transcript is spliced from 4 exons. The record is from RefSeq and is a predicted model, not a curated record.